AUGGCAUCCACCGUAGUGGUCAAAUCUGGUCGCGUAUAUGUUCAAGGCGAGGUACUCCAGCGUCGCCAGGACCAUAAGCUCAGUAUCUUCAAAGCCGAGUCCGGGAAAGAGCCUUUUGUCUUCAAGCGCGUACGUGGACUUACGUUGUACGAUCUGUCCCUCCUCCUUGCAGCCAAAUCUGCAUGCUCUCAUCGGUUUCGAAUGCACAUUGAUUGCAGCCAAGAUGAAGCCAUUCUUGUAAAAAAAACAGUUACCGAUGUGGCCCUAGGCGAUUUUGAUAUCUCUUUCAAGAUGAAAGGUGGAAAGCCACUUUAUGCCCCUCAUGCAAUACGGAAUGCCAUUGCGGCAAAGGCGUCAGACAUAUUCUCGUUUGGACUAGUGGUAAGUGAGCUAUGUUCACAGUUUCUAUAUGCUAUGGGGGCCGGGAAGUUGUUGCUCUUGAACGAUUACCGAGAGCUAGUAAAGCAUGGUAUAUUGCCGGAACAAGAGAUACUGAUCCGACAAUUUUGCUAUUUUUGGCCCGUUCCAGAAGGGCUCCUAAAGCAUGUCGACAGUGAACUUUGGUAUAACCUUCUGAAGAAAGCGUCAGACGUAGCCGAUAGGGAGGUGAAGGACCAGACCGCCGGAAUGAGAUUCGAGCGCUGGGGAGAGGGUUUUGGUCCCGAGGCAGAGAACAUGAUAUACGGAAUGAUAAAUCUAGAUCCGGCGGCUAGAAAAACGAUAGACCAAAAUGCCAUCAAGUUGGUAUCAGUAUACCAGUCGCUAUCUCAUCAUCAACUCGCUGUUAUUUACGAAGCUCAAAUUGGUCUGAUGGGCUAUGCACUAUCCGUUAUCGACCUCUGA
Molecule: messenger RNA, 843 nt
Organism: Xylaria bambusicola
Lineage: Eukaryota; Fungi; Ascomycota; Sordariomycetes; Xylariales; Xylariaceae
Product: kinase-like domain-containing protein
Exons: 5
Coding region: 1-843 (280 amino acids)
Source: RefSeq, a predicted model, not a curated record